GUUAAACAAAAUAAAUUAAAUUAAAAAAAAAAUAAAGAAAAAAAUGAUUUUCGCCAGCUUUGGUGCUAAUUUAAUUUAAACAAAAAUCAAAAAAAGUGUCUCAGCCAAAUGACGCCAUCUGGCCACAUGCAGUCUUAAGUGCAACUUGUCAUUGACCAAGACUCCAAAUUAAAAACGGAAUGCAUGUGGCUGGCCGUUGACUGAAAACAAAAGGAAAUAUCCCUCGAAAGAGCCAAACAAAAGAGGAUCAAGACCAAACAAGAAGUGGCACAAGUAAAAGCUUGGCUAUUACGGAGAAUUUUUCUGAGAAAAAUCUGUCAGCCGAAUGGUUUCUAUGGCUCCGCUUCAUUAAAUGGUGCAAGAGUGCAGCGGGAUCAUUAAGCAACAUACCGCCCACCCUGAUAACAGACUGGAAAAUGUCGGAAAUUGUGGACACCGAGCUGCUGGUCAACUGCACCAUCCUCGCCGUCCGGCGCUUCGAGCUGAACAGCAUUGUGAACACCACUCUGCUGGGCAGUCUUAACCGAACUGAGGUGGUCAGCCUCCUGUCGAGCAUCAUCGAGAACCGGGAUAAUCUCCAGAGCAUCAACGAGGCCAAAGACUUUCUAACCGAGUGCCUGUUUCCAUCGCCGACACGACCGUACGAGUUGCCAUGGGAGCAGAAAACGAUUUGGGCCAUCAUUUUCGGCCUGAUGAUGUUUGUGGCCAUUGCCGGCAAUGGUAUUGUACUCUGGAUUGUAACAGGACAUCGCAGCAUGAGGACGGUCACAAAUUACUUCCUGCUGAACCUGAGCAUCGCCGACCUGCUGAUGUCGUCGCUGAACUGCGUCUUCAACUUUAUAUUCAUGCUGAAUUCGGAUUGGCCAUUCGGAUCGAUUUAUUGCACAAUCAACAAUUUCGUGGCCAACGUCACGGUCUCCACCUCGGUCUUCACGCUCGUGGCCAUCAGUUUCGAUAGAUACAUCGCAAUUGUGCAUCCGCUGAAGCGCCGCACGUCGCGUCGGAAGGUGCGCAUCAUCCUGGUCCUGAUCUGGGCACUCAGCUGUGUGCUGUCGGCGCCCUGUCUGCUCUACUCCAGCAUCAUGACUAAGCACUAUUAUAAUGGAAAGUCGCGGACAGUUUGUUUCAUGAUGUGGCCUGAUGGAAGAUAUCCCACUUCGAUGGCGGACUAUGCGUACAACCUGAUCAUCCUGGUACUGACCUACGGCGUUCCCAUGAUAGUGAUGCUCAUCUGCUACUCCCUGAUGGGCCGCGUCCUUUGGGGCAGUCGAUCGAUCGGCGAGAACACGGAUCGCCAGAUGGAGUCGAUGAAGUCGAAGCGGAAGGUGGUACGCAUGUUCAUCGCCAUCGUGUCCAUCUUCGCCAUCUGCUGGCUGCCGUACCACCUGUUCUUCAUCUACGCCUACCACAACAACCAGGUGGCAUCCACGAAGUACGUGCAGCACAUGUACCUCGGCUUCUACUGGCUGGCCAUGUCCAAUGCCAUGGUCAAUCCGCUCAUCUACUACUGGAUGAACAAGAGGUUCCGUAUGUACUUCCAACGCAUCAUCUGCUGCUGCUGUGUGGGCCUCAACCGCCACAGAUUCGAUUCGCCGAAGAGCCGGCUGACCAACAAGAACAGCUCGCACCGGCACACAAGAGGUGGGUACACCGUCGCCCACUCGCUCCCCACCUCCUCCCCCCAGACCACCCAGACCACCCAGAACACCCAGACCAUCCAGACCAUCCUGGCCGACAAGGCCCAGCCCCAGACCCAGUUGCUCUUGUCUCACCACAUACCACUACCCCCGCAACCUUCCGCAGCGGAGAACAAAAGCCAGUGGAAGCGCAGCACGAUGGAGACCCAGAUCCAGCAGGCGCCGCUCACCAACUCUGGGCGGGAUUCGAGGACGCCGCAGCCACUGAAGGUGGUGGACGGAGCCAGUCGCGUGGGCGUCGAGUGCAUCAUGGAGCGGCCGGCGGACGGGAACAGCUCGCCGCUUUGUCUCUCCAUCAACAACAGUGUCGGCGAGCGGCAGCGCGUGAAAAUCAAAUACAUCUCCUGCGACGAGGACAAUAAUCCCGUGGAGCACAGUCCCAAACAGCUGUGAUGUUGGCCCGUUUCGUCCUGCCACUCGAACGGAUUGUGAAUCCUGGCUCUGGCUCUUCGUUUCGCUGCGGCGGAAAUGCAAUUUGCCAUUGCUUGCUCUGUCCUGUACAUACACCCACACUCACUACUAAAAAACGAUGAAACAUGUAUGCAAAGCAGGGUGGGUCGAUAUUGGGCACUGAAAAAAUCGAUUAUAUUAUUCAACAUACUCAAUCGCAUUGAAAUUAAAUUAAGUAUCAUUUGAGAAAUGUA
Messenger RNA from Drosophila gunungcola (fruit fly), 2341 nucleotides. It is a transcript of the gene TkR86C, whose product is annotated as tachykinin-like peptides receptor 86C. The coding region runs from base 417 to 2090 and encodes 557 amino acids. Gene Ontology annotation, molecular function: tachykinin receptor activity. The transcript is spliced from 7 exons. Lineage: Eukaryota; Metazoa; Arthropoda; Insecta; Diptera; Drosophilidae. Gene Ontology annotation, cellular component: plasma membrane. Gene Ontology annotation, biological process: G protein-coupled receptor signaling pathway. The record is from RefSeq and is a predicted model, not a curated record.